UUUAAUUAUUUUCAGCUGCUUCUUGUGUACUGCUUGAAUCUCCAAUCGAAUUUCAUUUCGUGACGUCACAGAACAAGGCUCAACAUGAAUUACGGCCGCAAGACGCCCUCGACCUAUCGGUCGAAUCCCUCGAUGUAUUCCCAUGCGACGGGCAGAUCGUCUACGAAUUUGCACUCGAAAAUGUCGCGCUCCACGCGAAGCGUUCGCAUUCCUUGGUACCAGCGGCCGCUCCUGAAGAACAACCAAUACAUCGAUAUACAGAAGGGAGCCAUGCUGAUUGGCCUGUUCGCUGUGUUUCUUUCGCUCUUCACCAUUGCCACCACGAUCUUUGACAUUUACUGCUAUGCGAUGGCUGCCCCAGGAUCCACGCAUUACGGUUACUAUAUUAUAUCGUAUGAGUUUGUCUACGUUGGGAACAAGCACGUCCGCAACAUGCUGAUCGUAUUCGCCCUCUUCUCGCUGAUUAUGGCCCUGGUGAACUUCGUUACCAGCAUCCUGCUGUGCGUGGCCUUGCGUAAGGAGUACGAGCGGAAGGUAAUGCCCUGGCUGUGGAGCUUUGCCAUUUUCACCAUUUGGCGCGCCUUGGCCCUCAUCUUCUUUGCCAUUGUGAACGACCUGUACUUUGCCUACAACAUCAUAAUGGUGCUGCUCUGGAGCAUCUUCUGCCUGGUCUCCAUCUACGGCUGGGCCGUUGUCUAUUCGCUGUUCCUGGAGCUGGUGGACCUGACCAAGCUGGAGGAUUUGGCGCACCUGCGCAUGGGCACCAUGGCCUCGCUGCACGCCUCAACAGCCAAUUCGCUGGCCGGCUCUCGUCCCACAACACCCCACAGCACGGUAUCCACAAUGCCAGUGGGUUAACUGUCGUAUCAAUCGCACGUUAAGCUCAAUAAUCCCGUCCAUUAGAACUCCUCUAAGCCAUGGCUUGGCAGGGAUUUAUGUGUAAACAUUCCACAUUCACCAGUUGCGUGCCUUAGAUGCGUUCAAUCCAUGUC
Molecule: messenger RNA, 992 nt
Organism: Drosophila navojoa
Lineage: Eukaryota; Metazoa; Arthropoda; Insecta; Diptera; Drosophilidae
Gene: pasi2
Product: Protein pasi2
Biological process (GO): regulation of tube length, open tracheal system; septate junction assembly; establishment of glial blood-brain barrier
Cellular component (GO): plasma membrane
Source: RefSeq, a predicted model, not a curated record